Molecule: messenger RNA, 882 nt
Organism: Penicillium hordei
Lineage: Eukaryota; Fungi; Ascomycota; Eurotiomycetes; Eurotiales; Aspergillaceae
Product: RTA1 domain-containing protein
Exons: 3
Coding region: 1-882 (293 amino acids)
Cellular component (GO): membrane
Source: RefSeq, a predicted model, not a curated record
AUGAGCGACUCGAGCCAACACAUUGAUUUUAAGCUCUAUCGAUACACACCUUCUGUCGUCGCCGCUGCAAUCUUCAUCGCCUUAUUCAUCAUAACGACUGUCUUCCAUCUUUGGCAACUUAUCAAAAGCCGCUCCUGGUACUUCAUUGCAUUUGUCCUAGGAGGGAUAUUCCAGAUAAUCGGAUAUAUAGCACGAGCAUUGUCACAUGCAAACACCGAGAGCGUGCCGAUUUAUUCAAUCCAAACGAUCCUCGUUUUACUGGCACCCCCGCUAUAUGCUGCAUCGAUUUAUAUGGUUCUUGGGAGGCUGGUCCUGCAUCUUCGUGCUGAAAGCUACAGCAUGAUACCAUUAAAAUGGAUGACAGGCAUUUUCGUGACGGGUGAUGUGAUAGCAUUUGUUAUGCAGGCAGCAGGGUUUCUUCCAGGAGGAGGAAUCAUGGCGAGCGGUACGAUAGACGCAAUGAAAACCGGAGAACAUAUCACGAUAGGCGGUCUCUGCGUGCAACUGGUAUUCUUCACCAUUUUUGUGGUCACGUCGGUUGUUUUCCAUGUCCGCCUUCGCUCAAGGCAGACCCAGCAGGCAAUUGAAGCGAGACAAGACCACAGCCUGUGCAUCAUCCGCGGCUGGCAGUCCGUUCUUUGGGGGCUGUACAUUGCCAGCAUUUUGAUUUUGAUCCGAUCGGUUUUUCGUCUCAUCGAGUACGCACAAGGAAACGAUGGCUAUCUUAUUAGCCAUGAAGCUUUCAUGUACGUUUUUGACGCGACAUUGAUGUUCUUUGCAAUGGUGGCGAUGAAUGUUCUGCACCCGUCUGCAAUAUUGUCCUCAGCCUAUAAGGGUGGUCGUGGCUCGAUGGAAGCUUUGAGAUCUUUGUCGCGGACGUAG